AUGGCUGCUGCUGUGGGUUGUGGUUUUGCAUCAAUUUCUUGGAUUCAAUUGAAGGAUUCUUCAUCAAAGAGGAAUGUGAAGAAUAGAUUUAGGGUUUCUUCUUCUGCUGUUAGUGAUCCGUACAAGACUCUCAGGAUUCAUCCUGAUGCCUCUGAAUCUGAGGUCAAGAAAGCAUUUAGACAGCUUGCUCUUCAGUAUCAUCCAGAUGUCUGCAGAGGAAGCAAUUGUGGCGUCCAAUUUCACCAAAUUAACGAAGCUUAUGAUUUUGCGAUGGGUAAUUUGAGAGGAGAAUUAAGCAAUCCCGAGAUGCAGAUGUACGACAUGGCAGGGGACGAUGAACAAAUGAGAGGGAUGGAUGACCAAGAUUGGGAUCUUUGGGAAGAAUGGAUGGGAUGGGAAGGAGCGGGAAUACGCGACUACUCAUCCCAUAUCAACCCUUACAUUUAG
This is a messenger RNA of Fraxinus pennsylvanica, 447 nucleotides long. NCBI's taxonomy places the organism in Eukaryota, Viridiplantae, Streptophyta, Magnoliopsida, Lamiales, Oleaceae. The record is from the annotation of a GenBank genome assembly.